Dermatophagoides farinae (American house dust mite) is the source of this 550-nucleotide messenger RNA. It is a transcript of the gene Ype, whose product is annotated as yippee zinc finger protein. The record is from RefSeq and is a predicted model, not a curated record. Lineage: Eukaryota; Metazoa; Arthropoda; Arachnida; Sarcoptiformes; Pyroglyphidae.
UUUUAUCAAUUUUCAUUGAUGAUGAUUGUAAUUUUCUACAACUGUUAAAAAGGUUCAUUUUGAAUAAAAUUCUUUUAAAUAUCAAAUCGAUUCAUACAAACAAAAAUUUACAUUUAACGGAAAAUGGGACGUGUAUUUUUGAAACACAUUGGUGGCCAACGUUUAUAUGUUUGUGCCAGUUGUGAAACACCAUUAACAAAUCGAAAUCAAUUAUUAAGUACCAGAUUUACUGGGGCCACGGGCCGCGCAUUCCUAUUUAAUAAUGUGGUCAAUCUAAGCUAUAGUGAAGUACAAGAUCGUGUUAUGCUAACCGGACGACAUAUGGUCCGCGAUGUAUCAUGUAAAAAUUGUGAUACAAAACUGGGAUGGAUAUAUGAAUUUGCCACCGAAGAUAAUCAACGAUAUAAAGAGGGUAAAGUUAUACUCGAACGUGCAUUGGUCAAUGAAACUGAUGGCUUUAAUGAGAAUAUACAUCCAGAAUGAAUAAUAUUUAUAUAAUUGAUUUAAUAUUUAAAAUUAUCAUCAUCAUCAUCAUCAUCAUCAUCAUAAU